This is a messenger RNA of Aspergillus fumigatus Af293, 705 nucleotides long. RefSeq names its product putative ferulic acid esterase (FaeA). The coding region runs from base 1 to 705 and encodes 234 amino acids. The record is from RefSeq and is a predicted model, not a curated record. Gene Ontology annotation, molecular function: feruloyl esterase activity. The transcript is spliced from 3 exons. Lineage: Eukaryota; Fungi; Ascomycota; Eurotiomycetes; Eurotiales; Aspergillaceae.
AUGAAGGUACACUUCGAUAUCUUGCUAUCAAUCGCCAGUCUGGCUACAGCCACUGCCUCAGCAGGCUGUGGAAAGCCAUUGCCCAAUGAUCAGGGUGCCGAAGGAAUCUAUCCAACGGACUUCACCACAUCAGAUGACACUCUUCGGCCCUAUAUCAUCCACAUUCCGUCGAACUAUGACGAGAAUAGAGCAGUCCCGCUUACUUUCUCUUUUCAUGGGAGGUCAAAAACCGCGGAAAGUCAGGAGCAGCUUUCGCAAUUCAGCAAUGAAGCGUGGAAUCCGGAUGCUAUUGCGGUUUAUCCCCAGGGGCUUGAUAACCAAUGGCAAGGAGACCCAGAUUCUUCUGGAGUCGACGACGUGGCAUUCACCAUGGAAAUGCUCGACAACUUCGAGAAAAGAUACUGCAUUGAUUCUUCCCGUGUCUAUGCCGCCGGUAAAUCAAAUGGUGGGGGCUUCACAAAUCUCCUAGCCUGCGAUCCCACGGCCUUUAAAAGUAUUGACUAUUGCGGCAUUUGCCCCCGUUUCGGGUGCUUACUACCAGGACGUACCCGAGGACGCCUGCAAUCCCGAAAGGCACGGCCGACACGACAAUCCCUUACAAUGGAGGUGGUAGACGCGGAGAGUGUUUACCCUCUGUGCCACAUUUCGUCUGGGAGUGAGCAAAGAGGGACCGACUCGAGUUGCAGAAACAAACUACAGCGGUAA